AAGCCCAGCCCCGCAGUCCGCCUACUCUACUCCCCCUCCCCGUCUGCCACCGUCUCUCUCUUGGUCCGCCUGCAGCAUUCGACAUCCCAGCGAGGAUUUUUCACUACAGAGAUGGCUGCGAAAGUGUGUAGAACAGUACUCAUCUUGACCAGGAGCAGCGGAGCUGUGGCCACCGGGCUCCCCGCACUCGCUAUCUCAUCACAGCGGCACCACCAGCAUAUAAGACCGGACCAGCCUGUCAGGAGAGCACAUGGUCUGCGGUCAGCCUCCCGCUCUGCACUGUUCACCCAGCCUCCCACCAGCCUCUCAACCGCCCUCUCAACCCAGGGAUGGAGGGGCGCCCCCUCAUGGCAGGGCCAGAGACUACUGAGUUCCUCCACCGCUCCAGAAGAGGUGACGGUGGUGUACCAGAAUGGACUGCCGGUGAUCUCGGUCAGUUUGCCGUCCCGUAGAGAACGAUGCCAGUUCACUCUGAAGCCCCUCAGUGACUGUGUUGGGGUGUUCCUCACACAGCUGCAGACGGAGGACAGGGGCAUCGACCGAGUAGCCAUCUACUCUACAGAUGGGGCGAGGGUAGCCUCUUCUACAGGGAUAGACAUCCUGCUGUUGGAUGAUUUCAACCUGGUCAUCAACGACGUUACGCACCUGGUGAGGCCGCCACGAAGAGAUCUCCUAGCCAAUGAUGAGGCAGAGCGUCUGAACGACGUGAAGUUCCUGGUCCAGCAGCUCUACACCACCAUGCGUAUAGAAGAACAUCAGCUGAGUAAAGAGAAGGAACUAGUGGUCAGACUGGAGGACCUCAACUCACAGCUACGUCCUCUAGAGAAGGUGAGGGAGGAGCUGAGUCGUAAGGCGGAGCGCCGUACCACCUGGGUGCUGUGGGGGGGUAUGGCCUACAUGGCAACACAGUUUGGGAUCCUGGCGCGCCUCACCUGGUGGGAGUACUCCUGGGAUAUCAUGGAGCCUGUCACCUACUUCAUUACCUACGCCACCGCCAUGGCUAUGUACUCCUACUAUGUACUCACACGCCAGGAGUACCUCUACCCUGACGCCAGGGACAGACAGUAUCUGCUGUUCUUCCACAAGGGGGUGAAGAGACAACAUUUUGACAUCUACAAGUACAACGAGCUGAAGGACUCUAUCGCUGAGGUGGAGUUAGAUCUGAAACGCCUGAGGGAUCCCCUCCAGCUCCAACUCCCUGUCCAGCAACUCACCGCCGCCAGCAAAGAUUGAUGGGAAGAGUGAUGCCCUCCUCUGUUUUCUUCAUCUCCCUCUCGGCUCCUCCAUCCUUCCUUUCCUUACCCUCCUCCAUCCCUCUUCCUCUCCUCCAUCCCUCCUUUCCUUGCCCUCCUCUCCUCCAUCCCUCCUUUCCUUACCCUCCUCCACUCCUCUAUCCCUCCUUUCCUUACCCUCCUCCGCUCCUCCAUCCCUCCUUUCCUUGCCCUCCUCCUCUCUCAUCCCUCCUUUCCUUGCCCUCCUCCUCUCUCCAUCCCUCCUUUCCUUGCCCUCCUCCUCUCUCCAUCCCUCCUUUCCUUACCCUCGGCUCCUCCAUCCCUCCUUUCCUUACCCUCCUCCAUCCCUCCUUUCCUUACCCUCCUCCAUCCCUCCUUUCCUUACUCUCCUCCGCUCCUCCAUCCCUCUUUUCCUUACCCUCCGCUCCUCCAUCCCUCCUUUCCUUACCUUCCUCCAUCCCUCUUUUCCUUACCCUCCGCUCCUCCAUCCCUCUUUUCCUUACCCUCCGCUCCUCCAUCCCUCUUUUCCUUACCCUCCGCUCCUCCAUCCCUCCUUUCCUUACCCUCCUCCAUCCCUCUUUUCCUUACCCUCCGCUCCUCCAUCCCUCUUUUCCUUACCCUCCGCUCCUCCAUCCCUCCUUUCCUUACCCUCCUCCAUCCCUCCUUUCCUUACCUUCCUCCAUCCCUCCUUUCCUAACCCUCCUCCGCUCCUCCAUCCCUCCUUUCCUUAUCCUCCUCCUCUCUCUCCAUCCGUCCACCUUUACUCCUCUUUGUUAAACAAACCCUUCCCUUUAGCGACCGACCGUGGGAGUUUUUCUUUUGACAUUUUCUCCUUUUUUUUAUUUCUCUGACUUGAAAACUCAAAUGAUAAAGUCAACUCAUCUGUAGAGGAGGUUUAGAAAGAACAGAAACUGAAUCAAAUUGUGUCUGGGGGUGGAAAUUAUGAUGAAACUGGGUGCUAUGGAUAUGCAACAGGACUUCAGGACAGCCUGCAGGAAGCUCUAGGGGACGUACAGGAAGUGGCACGCUGCAGUGUGAGGAGUUACAGAGGAGGCGGAGGGGACGGGGGCAGACAAAUGGACACGUCUAUAAGUGUGUGUGGUGAUAUCCCGGGACUCCAACCCCAAGCCACUUAACAGUUGCUUUAUCUAUUUGUUAGCUAGGCCCACAGUGCAGCAUUCAAACACACACACACCACUCCUAUGGGGCUUCGGGACGUCUGUGUCCUACGAAUUUACGUUUACAAAGAUUCAUCCUCUAGCUGGGAACCUCUUGCUCCACCCCCUGACCUUUAAUCUCAGCCCUCUGACCUCUGCAUGCUCGGAGGACAUGGCUGUGAUUGGACAAGGGUUCCUGUGACCUCCAGGCGACCGUGAACUUUGACCUUGGCCGACCCCUCUUGUCUCGUCUGAUUGGCUGUGGCCAACCCUGCCCCGUCUGUUUCCAGUUCCCGCCCUCUCUGCCUGAAGUACAGCUACCCACAGAGCAUAUUGCUAUGAUGACAAGGACCUUUUAUCAGGAGCCUUUCAGCUUGUCACAGCCUUUACAUGAAGUGGAUAGACGGAGUUGAGGUCAGGUGACCACACCUCACUUCCUAUUCCUGUUGUUGACUUCCUAUCAACUUCCUGUUUCCUGUAACAUGCUGCGCCGGGAUUGGAGGAUAGUACUUCCGAUAACAACAUCACUGUGUGUUCUAAUAUUCCCAGAUGUUUUAUUUUAGAAGCCAUGCUAUAUUUGUUAUGAGAAACAAUAUACAAUCAAUCCCAAUGAAGGUAGAGGAGGUGUAGAUCAUUCAGUGGGGGGAGGAGCUCUCUCUUUAACAUCCUAUAUCAGAAAAUAUAGUUAAUAUACCAUAUCUGUAUCUCUUUAGUAAUGUCUCAACCAUACAGGACCCCCGUAUCAAUAGGUCUUCCCACUCCGUCUCUCACACACUAUUAUCAUUCUACUACCACCAAUAUAACCCACCAAGGCUUCAUGGACAUACAUCCAUCAUCCACAAACUCAAGCAGCAACAGAAUAGACGAGUUCCUAGAAGGAUUUCUGUCAGAGAGAUUCUGCGUGCCACUCACAUAUCCUACAAUUCCUUCCAACUGCACUAUAACUCAUAUCAGCCAAGAGAACAUUGUAGAACCCUCACAAACAGCAACGAUGUUCCCCCGUAGAACCCUCACAAACAGCAACGGUGUACCCCGUAGAACCCUCACAAACAGCAACGGUGUACCCCGUAGAACCCUCACAAACAGCAACGGUGUACCCCGUAGAACCCUCACAAACAGCAACGGUGUACCCCGUAGAACCCUCACAAACAGCAACGGUGUACCCCGUAGAACCCGCACAAACAGCAACGGUGUACCCCGUAGAACCCUCACAAACAGCAACGGUGUACCCCGUAGAACCCUUACAAACAGCAACGAUGUUCCCCCGUAGAACCCUCACAAAUAGCAACGAUGUUCCCCGUAGAACCCUCACAAACAGCAACGAUGUUCCCCGUAGAACCCUCACAAACAGCAACGGUGUACCCCGUAGAACCCUCACAAACAGCAACGAUAUUCCCCGUAGAACCCUCACAAACAGCAACGGUGUACCCCGUAGAACCCUCACAAACAGCAACGGUGUACCCCGUAGAACCCUCACAAACAGCAACGAUGUACCCCGUAGAACCCUCACAAACAGCAACGAUGUAUCCCGUAGAACCCUCACAAACAGCUGUGGCCCGACCGUGUACCAUUUCUGAAUAUGCUCACAUUUUUUUACAGUAACCUAAUUGUGUGGAUAUAAAGAAAGAGCCAUAUUAAUAUUGUAAUAUAUUAUAUGUUGUGUACCUGUGUGUGUGACAGUCAGACACAGACAGGCUUGCUGUAGAUUGCAGGUUGUUGAAUGAUGAAUCUUCUCCGUCUGUAUGUGAGGUUUUGUAGGACAUCAUUUAAGCCAAGGAACAUAAAACAGAGAUCACACACACACACACACACACACACACACACACACACACACACACACACACACACAUAAUACUGAUGCAUUGUUGCUGCAAAAGAAAAGCAAUUUUCCAAAAUAAACCAUUUCUCCUGAAAACUAGAAAAUAGACUGAGCUUUUACAGGGAAUGUCUCAGAUCUGAUGUGCAUGCUUUUUUCAUUGUGACGAGAACAAAUAAGUAUAAUUGAUUUGUUCUAAAAAAAUAAAAUAACACGGACAUAACUUGUUCUGAAUUGGUCUUGGCUUCAGACAGCAUGCAACGCAAUGCAUAUUUCAAUGACAUGAUAUCAAUGGUUCCCAUGUGAACAGAACAUGUCCAAAUUAAUGUCAGUUAAUGCCCAAUGAGGGUUUUGUCAAAGGUCUCCUGUCACCCUCUAUAUGACCUAUGACUGACUUAACCACCAGCCUCAAUCAAUAACCUGUCAUUAAAAACCCAAGCUGCAGAUAGUAGAAGUAUAAACUGUGUGCUUGAGGUUCAUUCACACAAACAAGGCUGUUCCGUUCCAAAGUUCUCUCCUCCCACUGGUCCUAGUAGCUGUUCCAAGUAACUGCCCCCCCCCCCCCCUCCCCAGCCAGGCAGACAGGGUAGAGUACACGGAUGCUACAGGAUGGUAGAAUACACGUGAAUGUUAAGCAGAGCAGAGUAACACAUCUAUGAAUCGUCUCCUGCUCAAUCGCUCCGAUCGAUAAAUCAACUCUCCUCUCAACCCACCUUACCUCGAUCACUAGCUCAAAAUCUUUCUUUUCCACAACUGCACACGUUAGCAGAGAUAGAGUAAGAGAGACACACAAGCGCACACACACACAGACGAGCUGGGAAUACACACCUCUACAUGCAUCAGAGACUCCUCUCCUCUUUUUCAUCAUAAUACCAUCCGUCCAUCUUUAACUUCCUUAUUCUUUGAAAAACCUAAAUAUAUCAAAUAUAGGAACUUUAUUAUAAAGCGGGUGUUGCAUGAAUGUAAUGUUUACAUGGGAAAUUAUGUUGAAAAUAAAGAAAACUAAAAGAUUAUUUAAUUAACAUGAAUAUUGCAAAGAUAGUUUAAAAGAACGUUGUUUGUAGAGAUUCCUAGUAAUGGGCAUGGGACAGGGCUAUCUCUCUGUCGUUAGAAUCUGCCCUGCCAAAUCUGGCUCCAACCCAGCCACUGCACCUCCCUCUCCUCCCCAUCCCUCCUUCUCUCCCUGUCUGCCCCUCUCCUCCUUCUCUCCCUGUCUGCCCCUCUCCUCCUCCUUCUCUCCCUGUCUGCCCGUCUCCUCCCCCAUCCCUCCUUCUCUCCCUGUCUGCCCCUCUCCUCCUCCUUCUCUCCCUGUCUGCCCCUCUCCUCCUCCUUCUCUCCCUGUCUGCCCGUCUCCUCCCCCAUCCCUCCUUCUCUCCCUGUCUGCCCCUCUCCUCCUCCUUCUCUCCCUGUCUGCCCCUCUCCUCCCCCAUCCCUCCUUUUCUCCCUGUCUGCCCCUCUCCUCCUUCUCUCCCUGUCUGCCCCUCUCCUCCUUCUCUCCCUGUCUGCCCGUCUCCUCCCCCAUCCCUCCUUUUCUCCCUGUCUGCCCCUCUCCUCCUUCUCUCCCUGUCUGCCCCUCUCCUCCUUCUCUCCCUGUCUGCCCCUCUCCUCCUCUUUCUCUCCCUGUCUGCCCCUCUCCUCCUCCUUCUCUCCCUGUCUGCCCGUCUCCUCCCCCAUCCCUCCUUCUCUCCCUGUCUGCCCCUCUCCUCCUUCUCUCCCUGUCUGCCCCUCUCCUCCUCCUUCUCUCCCUGUCUGCCCGUCUCCUCCCCCAUCCCUCCUUCUCUCCCUGUCUGCCCCUCUCCUCCUCCUUCUCUCCCUGUCUGCCCGUCUCCUCCCCCAUCCCUCCUUCUCUCCCUGUCUGCCCGUCUCCUCCCCCAUCCCUCCUUCUCUCCCUGUCUGCCCGUCUCCUCCCCCAUCCCUCCUUCUCUCCCUGUCUGCCCGUCUCCUCCCCCAUCCCUCCUUCUCUCCCUGUCUGCCCGUCUCCUCCCCCAUCCCUCCUUCUCUCCCUGUCUGCCCGUCUCCUCCCCCAUCCCUCCUUCUCUCACUGUCUGCCCCUCUCCUCUCCCCCAGUAUAGAUCUGCACCUAGUGUUCUGAGAUCUAAUAACAAUUGAGGGUCGUGUUCAUUAGGAAACGCAACUGAAAACGUUAUGCAACGGAAAUCAAAAAUUAACUUUUUCUUAUUGGUCAAGUCCAAGGUAUUCCCUCCCUGUUUCAGUCCGUUUUCUUCCGUUUGGUGCCUAAUGAACAUGACCCAGGGCAGGUGGACCGCCAUCCCCCUGCCACCAUGCAAUUACCAUGCCGCCACCUUGCCUUCCCCCUGCCAUUAUGCCACCACCUUGCCAUCCCCCGGCCACCAUGCCGCCAUCCCCCUGCCACCAUGCCACCUCCCUGCCAUCUUUGGUCCAUCUAAGGAAAUGUCAAAGUUGUCCGCCAUCUUGUGCGCAACCCUUGACCUGUAACCCCAUUAUCAUUCACUCCCGUCCCAGAUCAGAGACAAAAUGGUGGCACUUUCCCUCUCAGUCCCCUUACUCAUCUGUUUUCCCCGUCUUUGUUUCACUCUGUUCAUCGUGUCUUAUCCUUCUUCUCGUUCUCCCCAGUCACAUUUAUUCCGUUUUGAAAACGUGUGCUUUGUUUUUGAAUGUUCAUCCUAUUUUGUGUGCACUUAAAAAAACGAUUUGGGAAAAAUACAAAGAAAAUAGGUUUAAAAAUGCCUAAAGAAGACUAUUAGGAUUGAAAUGAUCUAUUUUUGUUUCUUCAUUCAAACCUCUUAUUGUCUUUGUCUUGUCUUUUUUUUCCAUUCACAUCGGAUGCUCUGUUGGCAAAAAAAAAAAAAUGAAAAUGUAAAAUCCUGUAUCAUUUAUGAAAUAUGUAUAAAAGAGAAAUGUAAUUCAGUUAUCAAUAAAAUCCUUAUCCAGUUUUUGGAAA
This is a messenger RNA of Salvelinus fontinalis (brook trout), 7128 nucleotides long. RefSeq names its product mitochondrial calcium uniporter (gene mcu). The record is from RefSeq and is a predicted model, not a curated record. Lineage: Eukaryota; Metazoa; Chordata; Actinopteri; Salmoniformes; Salmonidae. Bases 112 to 1233 code for a protein of 373 amino acids. Gene Ontology annotation, molecular function: calcium channel activity; uniporter activity. Gene Ontology annotation, cellular component: uniplex complex; mitochondrial inner membrane. Gene Ontology annotation, biological process: calcium import into the mitochondrion; mitochondrial calcium ion homeostasis. The transcript has 9 exons.